UUGUGUCGAAAGUGUCGUGCGCGUUCACGGUCAGCAGAGCAAGAUGGCGGUCCCUACAAAACAGUACGGGCUGAUCUUGCCACAGAAGAAAGGAGCGUCAAAGACAGCAGUGUUGCAGAAACCCUCAGUGUUUGGGGAUGACUCGGAUGAUGAGACCUCAGUUGGGGAGAGUCUGCAGAAAGAAGCUGUUAAAAAGAAGAUGAUGAAGCAGACACGUUUGGAGAUGCAGAAGGCCCUGGAAGAGGACAGCACUGUAUACGACUAUGACGCUGUGUACGAUGACAUUCAAACCCAGAGACUUGAGAACAACAAAAAAGUUCUGCACGGCACUGACAAACGGCCAAAGUAUAUCCACCAGUUAAUGAGAGCAGUUGAGGACCGAAAGAAAGAACAAGAACGAAGGGAAGAGAGGAAGAUCCAGAAGGAAAGGGAGGCAGAGGGAGAGAAGUUUGCCGAUAAAGACGCUUACGUUACGUCCGCCUACAAGCAGAAACUGCUGGAGCAGAAGGAGGAAGAGGAGAGAGAGAAGAGGGAGGCGCAGUUAGAAGCUGCUUUGGACGUGAAGAAACAAAAAGACAUGAGCGGCUUCUACCGGCACCUGCUGAAUCAGACUGUUGGAGAGGAGGCGAUACCAGAUCGCUCAGCAAACAAAACUCAACCACCAAAAGUCUCAAAAGACGCAGAGAGGACUUCACCUGUUCCUUCAUCUACAUCCCACGAUAACAUCCCAAGUUCAUGCAGUGACAAUGAGGAAGGGCCAGAGCAGAAGUCUGGGUUUACUAAGCCUUCGUCUGGCUCGGCGCACUCAAAACGACAAUACAGACAGAGGUCGCCCUCAUCAGGGAGCGGUGAGGAGAAGGAGAAAGAGAGGGAGAAAGAGAGACAUAAGAAGAGCCACAGAGAUCAUGACAGAGACAGAGGGAGGGAUAGAGACAGAGAGAGAGAAAGAGACAGAGACCGAGAAAGAGACAGAGACCGAAACAGGGGAAGGGAAAGGGAUGACAGACACGGAGGAAGAAGAGACGACAGGGAUAGAAGGAAAGACAGGGACAGAGACAGAGACCGAGGCAGAGACGAUGAAAGAAGCAGAGGCAAGGGGGAUAACGAGAGGGAGGACAGGCAUGGGAAGAGGGAGAGGAGCCCCAAAGAAAGAGAGAGGGACAAGAAUGGAGAAAGAGAGAAGAGGAGGAAUCCAGAAGAAGACAAGCGGAAGGACAAAGAUCUGGAAGAAGAGAGGGAGAAGAGGAAGGAACCAGAGAAGGAGAAUGUGGUGGUAAAGAAGGAAGAGAAGGAUCCAGAAAAGAAGGAAAAUAGUCCGAAAAAAGAGGAGGAGCAGGGACAGCAAGGCGGGGAGAAAGAGGAGGAGAAGGCGAACAAGUUUGCAAAGCGCAGCACGGAUCAGACUGUGACUUCGGCAAGAGACCGGUACAUGGCCCGACAGAUGGCACGCUCUGCCUCUAAGACAUAUAUAGAGAAGGAAGAGGACUGAGCUCACAUCUCCGAACUGCACUCAGACUCAGCCUUGUCUCGAGUCAGAGGAUAAGGCUGAUGUCAUUUGAUGUAUUCAUCUUUUCUUUUUUUCAAGAAAUCCCAUUUAAAGGACGAGACCAACAGUCAAAUCAUCUUUACACUGAAAUUAGCGUGUGUAUAGAGCUUUUCUUAACAAAACAAAAAACAUGAGGAUUGAUUCCUUUCCCAUUCCCAGAAGACAAGUUUGCCUUUGUGUUUUUUCUGGUGUGUCACGUUCAACUUAAAGCAGCAUGUAGGCCAGUGGCAGUGUCAUGGUGGUAACUUUUUUAAUAUCUUAACUUCAGUCUCAUUUCAAACUCUCUGCCUACUGAACUAUCUUUGUGCACUACUUAAACAGAGACCCAUAGAAUCUGUGAUGUUGACGAUUGGAGUCUGAGCCAUUGGCUCCCACGGAAGAUGUGAAUCAUUAAAAAUGUUUAUUCUUUUCAACGCUCAGUAAUUGCCUACAAAUCUGAGUGCUGUAGUUUGUUGCAAAUGCUCGUCAGAUAGAUGUAAAUAGGACAGUUGUUUUGUGUCGAGCUCUGUGGCAUAGAACAAUAUUCCUUAGUAGGCUCGAUGGAUUGUUGGGUUUAUUCUUUGCAUGGGAUUUGUGAAGAAAAUAUUGAAUUUUGCCAACCUCAUCCUCCACCAUACGCUGCAGUGAACAGAUUCAGACAGUAGAGCGUGCUCGUGGUCUUCAGUGACCGAGCAGAGACCUGGAUGAUACUUUUCUGGACUUGUAACAGGUGGAUUUUUGAUUUAUCUUCGUGGAAUAAAAAAGGCUGACUUGUAAAUAUGAAUUUUGAGGCUCUUGUGACAUCACAUCAAGGAAUAAGUGUAAAUAGGAAAUGUUAUCUUAUUGGCUAAUUCGUGAGAUGGACGAAGGGAAUGAGUCAUCGAUGUUGUGUUUGAUCACUUUGGUUGAGGUUUUGUAUCCUUCCUGAUGUAGUCGGUGACGAGUAAAUAAAACCAUUUCUGGUCCACCGUU
Messenger RNA from Acanthopagrus latus (yellowfin seabream), 2497 nucleotides. It is a transcript of the gene nsrp1, whose product is annotated as nuclear speckle splicing regulatory protein 1. The record is from RefSeq and is a predicted model, not a curated record. The transcript is spliced from 7 exons. Lineage: Eukaryota; Metazoa; Chordata; Actinopteri; Spariformes; Sparidae. The coding region runs from base 44 to 1489 and encodes 481 amino acids. Gene Ontology annotation, biological process: regulation of alternative mRNA splicing, via spliceosome.